GUAUAUAAUAGUAUAUGAGGUAUUUAUAGCCAUGGCAUUUAAUGAAGCAGCAGUCUGUCAGUGAACCCACCCCUGUGUCUCAGACCUAAUGGAUUCAGAAACAUGGUCCAUGACCUUUGUUUCAUAAAGUUCUUGGCUCUGUGACUGUCAAAUGUUGUAAAUCUAUACUGUUAAUACCAUCACAACUUUGUUUGACCGGAAGCUAAAUGUUUUGAGCGUUGAGCGCGCGUCUUUCAUGGCCGUAGCCACGAAGCGGAGCGGAGCCGGGACCAACGUGGCAUUAACACCGGCCCACGUUGUUUCCUUCAGACGAGGUGACGCAUGGAGCCCAGUAAAUCUCAUUACGCUGAGAUUUGUCAUGAGACUAAAUGUCCAGCCAGGAUUUAAUAUUCUGGACACUUUUGAUGGAGUGCAUGCGAGUAUACUGUAUGGUGCUACAUUUGUGUGUCAGCCGACCGGCGUGUUGCUUGCACACACCCCUCUCCAAAUUAUUACCUUGGCUAGUUGAUCUGAUGGUGUAAUAAUAUCUCCUGCCUCUGGCUACAGGAAAUGGCCACAUGCAUUAUUCACACAUGCUAAGAUGCUUAUUGAUGACUCCUUUAUUUAUAUAUUUCCGCCGGAGUCUUUUCUUUUAUGUUUUCUACCUUUGCAUACCUUUAUGGCUCACUCACAGCUUUCUGGCGGCUUAUGCAUCUUUGAUGUUCUUUAUGCUACUGGAGGGUUUGGCGCAAGCUCUGUGGAGAACACGACACGUUGGGCUCAACCCUUAUUUGAUAUAGGCUUGUGUGCGACCUACACUGAAGCUGGUUCACGUUUUUUAGAAAAGUGAAGUUCUUUGAUUAGUGGGACACACACCAGCUAUUUGCUUUGGAGCUAAUUCUCUUUUUUUAGUUUAGAUCCAUCCAAAGGGGUUUAAAGCUACUGGGCUUUUGCUGGGUUCUCCCACCUGUAAACCUGUAGAUUUGCUUCUGACUGACAAUCAUGUACAGCAGUGGCCAUUUUAGGAAAACUAAAACGAUCUAUUGAAUAGUGUCCUACUGUGUCCUGCUUUCAGUUAAAGGCAGUUGAUGCUUCCCACCAGCCUACAGUAACAUCUGUGAUUAAAGAGAAAAGAAGGAAGUUCUAGGAGAGGUCAGGAAGUGAGUAAGAAUAGGCGAUGGAGGAGACUAAUUUUGCCACUCCAUAUUUAAUGCACGGGUAAUGGUAGCCCUCUCUGUAGUCUCUGCCUCACCACAGAUCUCCUGCCAGAUCCAGUGGGCUGCCCACACACACACACACACACACACACACACACACACACACACACACACACACACACACACACACACACACACACACACACACACACAAGCGCGUGUUGCCACAGCUUCAGGCUGAAAAAGUAGUUCACCACAGUGACUGGCCCAAAUAGGGGAAGAGAGCAUGACACAUAAGCAAUCAACGUUUGACCCAAGGAGUAUUUUUAUUUCUUCUUCCCUCCGUCUCACUUUCCUCUUUUUCUCCGUAUCCUUUUUCUGCUUUGCUGCAGCUUUAGUGACUGCGCAUCAGGAAUACGUCAGUCAUUAAACGCUGCCUCACCGUUACGGUGAAUCUGGCCACUGUGGGUCGCGCAGCGUGUUCCAGUGAUAAAUAGCAUAAAUCACUUUUGCAGCAUAGACAACCCUUUUUCACCGUGACUCAUCUUCUAUUUCAGCGAUUGCAAUCAGUGUGACGAGAGAGAAAAAAGCCCAAACUUGUUGCACGGCCCACGUACGACGUGCAAUAAAACCGAGAGUGCAGCAGCUGAGGUUUAUUCUUGUACAGAGAAGAAUAAUUUUAAUUUUCUAAUAAUUAACUUUCAAUUAAACAAGGCCCAUUUCUGUUUUUAGAUUGUUUAAUAUGCUUUGACGUGUUCACGACUUUACAAAAGAGAAACCAUUUAUUUCAAGGCACACGUGCCACCAUCAGGCAGCUAAUUCUUAUCAUAUAUGAUGGGUUCCUAUUAAAUAUAAUGGCUUUUAGCUCAUUUAGUUCUGGCUGUAGGGUCUUAAAGGGCUGUUUCUCACCAAUGCAUGAAGCCAACUCAGCCUACAGUAUCAGUCCAGCAGACACACACAAAUAUCGGUUUUUGACUCGCACUGACUCUAACAUCCACUAGUCAGCUCAGCUGUGAAGAGGAGCUCCACGCACCCAAAGCUGCCUGUUUAGAGAGAAGUGCCUUCUUUCGUUGACCCCCGUGGCUGUUUGGCUCUGCCGAAGCCGCCUCUGCCCCCGUGCCUGCUCAUGUCUGCUGGAGCUGCCAGCCACAACAGGAGCCCCAGGACUGCCACGACUGCCAGCCCCAUCCGCUGAGCCAGGCUCCACACCGCCGACACCGCUCUCCUUCCCUCCGUCUCCUGCUUCGCCUGCCAGGCCUCUCUCAAUUCAUGCCAUUCAGGCCUCCUGUGUGCGAGUCAAGCCGCCCGCCCUCUCCUGCAUGCAGAUCCUGACACUGUGGACAGACAGCUUUUAUCGGCUCCUGUGAGCAGAAGGAGAUUGUCUCUUUGUUGUCCCUUCUUGUCCUCCUUCUUCUCCGCUCCUAUCUUCUCCUUCCUCCCCCCCUCCUGUCCUCCAGCCCUGCAUUUUUUUUAAUAUGGGCGCACUCGAUCGAUAAUGUGUUUCGCCAUUCGUUUCAACUGACAGUUCAACCGUGGAGUGAGGCCGUGGAGAGACCUGGUUUGAGUGUUUAAGAGAAGGGACGAGAGAGAGAGAGAUAUUACAAAGCAGACUUCUGUGGCCGUCGCACGCCCAGUCCCUGGGAGACAACGGUAAAGGAUUCCUAUUAAAGUCACAGACAGGCUCUUAGGAUGGGCUGCAGGUGGUAGGCGAACCAGCCCCCGGCCUCACAAGCUUCACUUUAAAACCAGACCUUUGGGACAAAACCUCCUAGAGCUGUCUUUUUCCCAUGUCCUUUACCUGCUCGCUGUCCUCAUUUGUCCCAGCGCCGUUAGAAACCCACAGAGACACUCACACCUGCGUUAGCUGGAAGCCCGUUCCUCCCAAACGACCCCUCCUGCCUGGCUCAAAAUGGCGGUGAGCGUGACUCCGAUUCGGGACACCAAGUGGCUGACGCUGGAGGUUUGUCGGGAAUUCCAGAGAGGAACGUGCUCGCGACCGGACAGCGAGUGCAAGUUCGCCCACCCGGCCAAGAGCUGCCAAGUGGAAAACGGCAGAGUCAUCGCCUGCUUCGACUCACUCAAGGGCCGCUGCUCCAGAGAGAACUGCAAGUACCUGCACCCUCCUCCUCACCUAAAGACCCAGCUGGAGAUCAACGGCAGGAACAAUCUCAUUCAGCAGAAGAACAUGGCCAUGCUGGCCCAGCAGAUGCAGCUCGCCAACGCCAUGAUGCCCGGCACGCAGCUGCAGCCAGUGCCCAUGUUCUCCGUCACGCCCAGCCUUGCAACCAGCGCCAACGCCGCCGCCGCGGCAGCCGCGGCGUUUAACCCUUACCUUGGCCCCGUGUCGCCCAGCCUGAUCCCCGCUGACAUCUUGCCCAGCGCCCCGGUACUGGUCACCAGCAACGCCAGCGUCCCCGUGCCCGCCGCCGCCGCCGCCGCCCAGAAGCUCAUGAGGACGGACAGACUGGAGGUCUGCCGGGAGUACCAGCGGGGCAACUGCACCCGCGGGGAGAACGACUGCCGCUUCGCCCACCCGGCGGACAGCACCAUGAUCGACACCAACGACAACACGGUCACCGUGUGCAUGGACUACAUCAAGGGCCGCUGCUCCAGGGAGAAGUGCAAGUACUUCCACCCCCCGGCUCACCUGCAGGCCAAGAUCAAGGCCGCCCAGCACCAGGUCAACCAGGCUGCGGCUGCUGCAGCCAUGACUCAGUCGACUAUCAAAUCACUGAAGCGACCCCUCGACGCAACUUUUGACCUGGGGCUCCCUUCUGUCUUGCCUCCUUUACCAAAGAGACCUGCACUUGAAAAAGCCAACGGUGCCACCACUAUGUUCAAUGCUGGCGUUUUCCAGUACCAACAGGCCCUGGCCAACAUGCAGUUUCAGCAGCAGGCUGCCUUCAUACCAUCAGGCUCGAUAUUGUGCAUGACACCUGCAACAAGUGUUGUACCCAUGAUGCACGGUGCUACUCCGGCCACUGUGUCCGCAGCCACCACAUCUGCCACAAGUGUUCCCUUUGCAACCGCAACAGCCAAUCAGAUUCCAAUAAUAUCUGCAGACCAUCUGACUAGUCACAAGUAUGUGACCCAGAUGUAGGACUCUCACUCAGAACAAUGGAACUGGAGCCUGCUGGAGUUGAGUCCAGGAUCAGUGGACGCCCAUCUCGCCUGUAACACGGAGUGAACCGAACCCUAGGCGGUUUGGAGUGAGUCUGCACGUUAACCUGGGAGGCGCCGGUUGGCCAGGAUGGUUCCCACGUGUACUUCACGCACAUACACGACAACAGAAAAGAGCAUCAUUUUGCAUUACAGACUGCCUUUCUCUCUGCAGAGGCAACCUACCUUUAUUCACCGGACACACUUUGAAUGUUAACAUGAGGUAUAAGCGGCGCAACCGUCGGUACGUUACGUCCACUGACUUAAGUUGGUUCAUCCGUUGGUCGUCGGUGUGUUCAUUUGUUUACGCAAAGGUGCGACGUGUGUUUCAGUGGAGGAAACUGAAGCAGACCAUGGCUGAGUCACAUAUGCAUGCAUCGAUUUCCUUUCCUUGAUUUUAGUUUGUCGAAGCAGCGAUAAAGGGAAAAUGGCGACUGAAUGUGUGUGAGGUGUGUUUCAAGCAUUUGUAGCCGACCUUCGUUUCCUGAGCACACGUCCUGGCGCUUGUCCCUUCAAAGUGCCAUACGUCUCAUCUCCGUCUCCACCAAUGGUGUUAAAGCAGCGUUACGCAGUGUUCAACCUAAUGGCUCCCUUUAAUCGCUCGGCCGGACAGCAUGUAGUGUCAUGACCUGUGACCACCAUCAGCACCUGCCUCCCCAGACUCCGUGUUUCCUCGCAUCACAUCGUCUGCUGAAUGAAGACUUUGUGCGUUUAGCCCAGACUUUACCGCUGGUUAGACAGGAAACCAGUGGGUUUCACAGACACAGGCUUCUUUCAUGUUCAUUCAAAGUCAACUUAACAAAAUAUAGAUUUAUGUGAGAACGUUUAGAAGCAAAAGGGCCAUGAGUUAGAAUCCAAACUGCUGUGAGACGGACGUCAGAAUGUGUGUUUGAUUUGAUUUGAUUUGUUAUCCAUUUAUUUGCUUGAACGUGUUUUAAGGGCAGGUGGCAGAUGCAGGUUCAGCGUCGUGUACAUAUAUUCUGACAUAUUUAAGAAUAUUUGAUUGAUACUUCUACCUGAGAACUGUUUUCAGAUAGUCAGCCAAAGUCUUUUUGUGUUACUGUUGUUGCAUAUUGUGUGUAGACUAGUGGGGCUAAACAAUAAAAAAAAAAGAGUGGGCCACCUCAGCGGGGCCUGAAGGGGGGGGGGUGGAUCCUGUGUUGUGGGUGUUCUUCAGGCAUAUUUAACUGAUGGAUAGUGAAGGGAUCGUGGCGAGAAAAUAAAACGAUUGUAUUACUCAUCCAAAGCCUUAGAAUGUACCAUCGGGUCAGCACAAUGCAACACGCCAUUCUGAAGCAUCCAGUUGCCUAGUCCACGCCAUACUAACACAUGGAGCACUAUGUACGUCUCGCCUUUUUUUGUCAGUGUUUUCUUAACUAUCUUGUAGUUCUUUUGAAUUUUUUUUUAGACGAGUGUUCGUUUGAAUGACGUUUGGCCUUUGAGUUCGACUUCUUCUAUUUAUCUUUCGGAUAAUGAAUAUAAAAGUGUGUAUUUGCGUGUUUCCUCAUGCACAGUUUCCUGAAAUUCCAUGUAAUGUUGAUUUUAGUAUGAUUAUGAUUGUAAACUUGAUAUUUUCUACGUUAUGCAUAUUGUUGAGCUGUAUGCAUAUUGUUUCAUUUCUUAAGUCGAUUUGUGUUCUUUGAACAAAGAUGUUUUAUAUGAGUAUCUAACGGUGAUGACAUAAUAGAACAGAGAGGCCGGGCUGUCAAUGUGGCAGCCGUCGCCGAUAACUGAGUAAUAUUUUAAUGAUUGUAAGGUUUGUAACUAGUCAUAUAAGAAAAAAAAGACUAUUAUAAAAAUCUAGUUCUUAGAUGUUUAGAGUAAAGAUGUUAUUUUCUACUGUAUCCAUUUAAAAAAAAGUAACUAUUGUUUUAAUAUUUUUACUCUCCCUGGAAAUUGGGCCAUGUUGGAAAACAAGCUGCAUAUUAGAUCACUUUCUUGGGGGCGUUGCUGGCGGGGUCAGGUGAACGUGGCCUAGUGAGUGAGUGCCUACACUCAUCUCUUGCUCAGCCAACUGCAAACAACACGGGCGGGGUGGCGGGGGGAUCUCCAGGCGACAACAGAGGUAGAGGUUGACUUUUUUGCACUUCUGUACAUAGUCAAAAAAGAGAGAAUCAUGUAUAUUAAGAUCUUAUUUUGAAUAAAAAAAUUAUGUCUAUAACGACAAGGAAUUUUGCUAGGAUAACAAAAAAAAAAAUCUUGAAAGGCUGAACAAAAUUGCUUGCAUCAAAAAGGGCACUGAGUUCUCGCUCUCCUACCCCUUUACGGAAAAAGGCCAAGUGUUGCUUUUCUUUUUCGUCAGCAGCUUGUAGUUUGCCAGGUAACCUUCCGGAGGAGGCGCCCACUGCCCUCCAGCGUAAGGGCCUGACUGGGUUUGUCCGGUCCCUUAACCUGCCUGUACCGACAGGUGUGUGUGUCAGGGCCACGCCCUCCCAGGCCCAACCAAUCACAAACCGUCCUGUCUCUUCACUUUACUCUGAGAGGAAUGCAUGUUAAAGGACUUACAUAUACCGUUAUAAAAAAAUCACGACACAGUAAUACUGAGUAAGAAAACAUGUUACACAGAAAGAUGUAUUUACAGUAUACAAUAUUCUAUCAAUGUAAUGGAUUAAAAUAUAUAUAAAAAACACAAAAAUAGAAUAGUGGUUUAUUUAAAAAAAGAUUCCUGAGAAUAUACUCACUAAAGUUUCACCACUUGGAGAGUUUAAAUACAUGCAACACAAACACCAUAGCUAUAAGUAUGUUCUUUAUGUUGAUGUAAGCUGUGCUUUUAGUAGAUGAAACCAGACCUGAAAACAGUCCCGUUAGAAACUCUCUCCGUCCUCACUCAUCUCCUACAAGCACGCAUGCUUACGCUUACGAUAGAAUGUAAACUGAACUUUUUUCUUUCCUUUGUCGUUUGUUUUCUCGCUCGUAGUGCUAAUAUGAUAUAUUCCGUCUCCUGCUGCAGUUUGUUUCCGCUUGUUUUACUGUUUCCGGGCCCUUUGAAAGCGUGUGGCACGAUUGCACGUUCGUAAAAAAAAAAAAGCGUUGGCAGAGGAGGGAAAAACGCAGGUCGCUACAGUCUAAAGCCAUAAACUAUGAUCGCAUCGCGACGAAGAGGGUGAGAAGGACGAGAUGGUGCCCUCUGGAAUGUGUCCGCUGGGCUUUUAUUAAGCAACACUCUAAUAACCAAGGUCAUGAAUGUAAUGUAUUAAUUACCUGCGUUGUGCCAACUUAGAUGGAUCCUGACUUCGUGACACAUUUUUUCACUGGGCCUGCAUUGCUAUAUUUGAUUCUUGCUGUUAUGAAUAAAAAAAACAUAAUAAAAAUUUACAAAUGAACAGA
Messenger RNA from Betta splendens (Siamese fighting fish), 7622 nucleotides. RefSeq names its product muscleblind-like protein 1. The transcript has 11 exons. NCBI's taxonomy places the organism in Eukaryota, Metazoa, Chordata, Actinopteri, Anabantiformes, Osphronemidae. The coding region runs from base 3046 to 4236 and encodes 396 amino acids. Gene Ontology annotation, molecular function: metal ion binding. The record is from RefSeq and is a predicted model, not a curated record.